This is a messenger RNA of Volvox carteri f. nagariensis, 1008 nucleotides long. RefSeq lists its product as uncharacterized. The record is from RefSeq and is a predicted model, not a curated record. The transcript has 6 exons. Lineage: Eukaryota; Viridiplantae; Chlorophyta; Chlorophyceae; Chlamydomonadales; Volvocaceae. The coding region runs from base 1 to 504 and encodes 167 amino acids.
AUGGUCGAGGACAUCCAAAAAAAAGUUCUCAUCCCCAAGCAGAAGGAGGCAUUCUUAUGCUGUGCAAAGUGUUGUGACACAUCAUCGGGGCCGCGCGAUCUCGAAGCCUGCCGUCUGCUCCACCGUGAUGCUCCCCAACCAUGUUGUCGCCACCCGCUACUGCUGCCCCCUGAGCGCUUUCAGCGAGCAGCCAUGAGGUGCCAAGACGAAGUCAAGGACAUGUUGGGUUUCGAGCCCUCGCACUCGGACCAGGCCCGAGCACAGCUUAACCUGGCGCGUACUGCAUUCCGUAAAGCUGCUGCUGAUGAUGCUGAUGAUGCUGAUGAUGAUGAUGCUGAUGAUGGUGCCAGUGUGUCCCUCAGCUUUAUGUCCGCUUCUCUUCAGGUCUGGGAUUUGCUCCCCCCCAGCAAGUUCGACGGCUGCAUGGAGGCCGCCGGCAAGGAGUUCCUCCAAAAGGUUCCCAAACUCAAGGGCGACCUGUUAGCUGCCCUGCAGCGGCGCUGAAGGAUGUGGUGUAUGACGCGGUGUGUGCUUCCUGCUCCCGGGGGCCUGAGAUUGGCGCGGGACGUGCAGAGUAGAUGAAGCGCUGUAUUCAUCGUGCACCUCCUAUAUAUAAUGUAUAUAUACAUAUAUAUGUGUGUGUGUGCGUGCAUGACAAGAAGGUUUCGGAGCGUCCCGUCCUUUCCUGAGCCUCAAGUUUAGAGCCUUAGUCCGUGAGGUGAUGGUGACGUCGGCCGAAAACAGGUAUACCUGGAGCCCAAGUACGCGUUCACACGACGAUUCUAGGGGGGAUGUAUGGGCAAGGCAGGGCAGGGUUCAAACGGGCUGGGGACGCCCGGGUUGGCAGGACGUGUUGCGGCGUAGGCAGCGGCGUAGCGCGGCAGUGUGGGAGUCCACAUCAUGUGCGCCUCUUCGAACGACUGGGAAAAAUUAGGCUGUUGCACGGGGGCUGAUGCUGAUGCGGUGCUGGUACAUGCAUCAGUGGGGGACGGGAAAGCGUGGGAACCU